AUAAUUAGGGAAUUUGACGGUUUGAUAAUACCAACAUAACGAUCCGCAACUCCAAUUUUUUGUGGGGUGACAUUUGACUUCACCGAUCCCGUAAUUUGGAAAAAUUUCGGAAUAUUCCCAUUGAUAUCCGUAAUGGCAUCUCAAAAGCUAUCAAUGUUGGUCCGCUCUUUGAGCACCAGCUCCGUAAGCCAACAAUUGGUCAAGCCACCAGUACAAAUUUUUGGAAUCGAAGGUCGCUAUGCCACCGCUUUAUAUUCAGCUGCCAGCAAACAGAAGACACUUGAGGCAGUCGAAAAGGACCUCAUCAAAUUGCAAACUUCCAUGAAAACUGACCCUAAGUUGCGUGAAUUCAUUCAAAACCCCACCAUCAAACGUACUCUGAAGGCUGAGGCCCUUAAAGCUGUUGCUGCCAAGGUUUCCCUGAAGGCUGAAUCUGCCAACCUUUUGACCAUUCUUGCUGAGAAUGGCAGACUGAAGAACUUGGAAGGUGUGAUCAAUGCUUUCAAGACCAUCAUGGCUGCCCACCGUGGAGAGGUUACAUGUGAAGUAACUACUGCUAAAGAAUUGGACGCAGGCCAAAAAGAAAAAUUGCAACAAACACUAAAAUCUUUCCUCAAGCCCAAUGAAACCAUCAACUUGUCUACCAAAGUUGAUCCCACUAUUGUCGGUGGAAUGAUCGUCAGCAUUGGGGAUAGAUACGUCGAUAUGAGCGUCGCUAGCAAAAUUAAGAAGUACACUGAACUCAUCAGUGCUGCUGUUUAAAAAUAUACUUUGAAAAGUUUUCUAUAUUAUUUGUUUUAGAACUAUACAAUAGAAUUAAAUGUAUUAAUAAUU
Aethina tumida (small hive beetle) is the source of this 834-nucleotide messenger RNA. RefSeq names its product ATP synthase subunit O, mitochondrial (gene ATPsynO). The record is from RefSeq and is a predicted model, not a curated record. Lineage: Eukaryota; Metazoa; Arthropoda; Insecta; Coleoptera; Nitidulidae. Gene Ontology annotation, molecular function: proton-transporting ATP synthase activity, rotational mechanism. The coding region runs from base 133 to 762 and encodes 209 amino acids. The transcript has 3 exons. Gene Ontology annotation, biological process: proton motive force-driven mitochondrial ATP synthesis.